AUGAGAUAUGAAACCACACAUACAGGAAGUCGUCUGUAUGUGACCAUCACACAUCUGAACAAAUCUGACUCUGGACAUUAUGGGUGUGGCUUUGAAAAACUCUUGAAAGAUCCAUACCAGGAGUUUAAGAUCAUCGUCACAGAUGCUACAACAGGUGUGCUGCUGUAUGUGGGUCUGACUCUGGUCCUCAUUGUGCUCCUGUUCUCCAUGGCUGUGCUGAUACUCUGCAAGAAAAUAGCCUCUAAACCCAAAGAACAUCCUGAGGAAACAGAGUGUGCUAAUGUCACAGAGGCCAGCCGAGUGUACGAGGAGAUCAGAGAGGGCGACGGACUGAGCCAAUUCCCUCCUGUGGAAAACUCAGUUGAAGCCUCAGAUGACUACAGUGUCGUCACUGCUACAGCAUCCCAUCCUCUGAGCAAAACUGAAGACGACUUGAAUGAACUCGACUACACUGAGGUAGAUUUGUCCAACAGAGCUGCCGCCUCACUCAGCAGCGCCCCCUCUGGUCAAGUCCCUAAUGUUAUCUACUCUGCGCUUCAGACACACACUGAUGCCAAAGUAGAGUCACAGCCUCUGUACUCAACUAUUACUUUACCUCAGCAGUAG
Messenger RNA from Scomber japonicus (chub mackerel), 606 nucleotides. RefSeq lists its product as uncharacterized. The coding region runs from base 1 to 606 and encodes 201 amino acids. NCBI's taxonomy places the organism in Eukaryota, Metazoa, Chordata, Actinopteri, Scombriformes, Scombridae. The record is from RefSeq and is a predicted model, not a curated record. The transcript is spliced from 5 exons.